Molecule: messenger RNA, 1518 nt
Organism: Lodderomyces jiufengensis
Lineage: Eukaryota; Fungi; Ascomycota; Pichiomycetes; Serinales; Debaryomycetaceae
Gene: OPY2
Product: Opy2p
Exons: 1
Coding region: 1-1518 (505 amino acids)
Source: RefSeq, a predicted model, not a curated record
AUGAAAAUUAUAUAUCCAAAUGCAUUUGAGGAAGAGAUAUAUAUAAGAGAUGAUCCACAAAGAGAUUCAAAUGGUUGUGUUAUAAACUGUCCCACUUUACCUGAUUGUGUUUGUACUGGAAAAAAUGAACAAUGUGUUCAAGUUUUAACAACUUGUGACAAAUGUGCUUAUAAUAAUUGUAUACCUAAAACAAAUAAUGGUAAAUCUACAAAUACUGGUGGAAUAGUUGGUGGAGUUAUUGGUGGAUUAGCUGUAUUGGGUGUUAUUGGAGCAACAUUAUAUUAUUUUUUAAUUUAUAAAAAGAAACAUCAAGUUAUGUUAGAUGAUGAUUAUUUAGAUUAUGAUUAUAAUGAUUAUGAAACUGAUGAAUAUAUUGAUAAAGGGAGUGAUAUAAAUAAUAACAAUAAUGGAAGUAAAAUAGAAAUGAAAGAAUUAGGAGAUUUAUCAGAUCCUUCUAGUCCUGCUUCAAAAAGUUUUGGAUUAGAUAUAAAUGAAUCACCAUCUUCAGCUACUUUAGCAAAUAAUAAUAAUGAUGUUAUAAAUGCAAAUACAGGGACUAAUAAUGGUGGAGCAAUAAUUGCUGGACAACAUAUUGAUAGACCAUUACAACAAAGAAGAAUUUUACAAAAUAAUCCGAGAAAAACUGUAAGAAGAAUAUCAUCAUAUGAAUCAUUUACUAGACCAAAUGCCAACAAAUCAAAAACUAAACAACAACAACAAUUAAUAGCUCAACAAAGAAGAGCACGUCAACAAAAGAUAGUCAAACAAGCUAAUUUACAACAACAACAAAUACAACCACCACCACAACAACAACAAAUAUAUUUAAAUCAAUCAAAUAGGAAUUCAGUAGCUACAUCUUUCUCAAAUGCAUCAAAUAUACUACCUAUUGCAUAUGUCCCAGGUGUAACAGUAAGACCAACAAAAAACAAUACAAGAUCAAUAUAUUCAUAUGAUUCAGAUUCAAUUUUUUCAGAUUUAAAUACUAUUGAAAAUGCAAGUAUUGUUGGAGAUGUAAUAAUAGCAAAUCAAUUAUCUACAUCAUCAAGUAAUAAUAAUGGAACUGAAAAGAAUGAUUCACCUCAAAGCUUACAACUGGAUCAAAGUAAUAGAUCAGGUACAAUGACUGCUAUAAAAGCACAACCAAGAUUAGUCAAUGUAGAUAGAAUUCAGGAAGAAGACGAAGAUGAAGAUGAGGAUGACGACGAAGAAGAGGAUGAUGAUGAAGAUGAAGAAGAUUACAAACUAAAUGAAACAACAGAAGAAGAUGAAACCAGGAUAAAUACAGAAGAUUAUAAUAUAUCAAAAGAUGAAAUCCUCAAAAAGGAUAUAGAUGAAGAAGAUGAAGAUAGUGAUGUUGAUAGUGAUGUUGGUCAUAUAACAAGAGCUGCAUCACUAAAGAAACAAGAAUCUUUUACAUUUGAUAUUGAAUUUAAUGAAAAUCCUUUACCAAUAACACAUAAAAUUAAUAACAAUGAUAAUGAUUUAAAUUCAGUAGAUAGUCCAUUCCGUGAUCCUUAG